Chaetura pelagica (chimney swift) is the source of this 853-nucleotide messenger RNA. It is a transcript of the gene BCL2L1, whose product is annotated as BCL2-like 1. Gene Ontology annotation, molecular function: protein heterodimerization activity; protein homodimerization activity. Gene Ontology annotation, biological process: intrinsic apoptotic signaling pathway in response to DNA damage; extrinsic apoptotic signaling pathway in absence of ligand; negative regulation of intrinsic apoptotic signaling pathway. The transcript has 2 exons. Bases 157 to 849 code for a protein of 230 amino acids. Lineage: Eukaryota; Metazoa; Chordata; Aves; Apodiformes; Apodidae. Gene Ontology annotation, cellular component: mitochondrial outer membrane. The record is from RefSeq and is a predicted model, not a curated record.
CCGUUUCUUUGCCUUUCUUCUCCUCGGGUGUUUGUCUGUGCAAAGGUCAGAUGUUUCCAUCGGUCGUGAAGAAGAAAAGUGGAGUUGGAACCUGCUGAGUGCUGAUCUGCUUGUGCUCCGGACCAUGGACUCAUUGAGGGCGCCCCAGGUGUGAAAAUGUCCAGCAGUAACCGGGAGUUAGUGAUUGACUUUGUUUCCUACAAGCUCUCGCAGAAGGGAUACAGCUGGAGCCAGCUGGAGGAGGAGGACGAGAACAGGACUGACUUUGCAGCAGAGGAGGCCGAGAUGGAUGGUGUCCUCAACGGGAGCCCCUCCUGGCACCCUCCCCCCAGCCACGUAGUGAACGGAGCCACCGUGCACCGGAGCAGCCUGGAAGUCCACGAGAUGGUCCGAGCGGCCGACGUGAGGCAGGCGCUGCGGGAAGCAGGGGAUGAGUUUGAGCUGAGGUACCGACGAGCCUUCAGCGACCUCACCUCCCAGCUCCACAUCACCCUGGGCACGGCCUACCAGAGCUUCGAGCAGGUGGUGAACGAACUGUUCCGCGACGGGGUGAACUGGGGCCGCAUCGUGGCCUUCUUCUCCUUCGGGGGAGCCCUGUGCGUGGAGAGCGUCGACAAGGAGAUGCGCGUCCUGGUGGGACGCAUCGUGUCCUGGAUGACCACCUACCUGACCGACCACCUAGAUCCCUGGAUCCAGGAGAAUGGCGGAUGGGAGCGGUUUGUGGACCUGUAUGGGAACGAUGCUGCUGCCGAGGUGAGGAAGGGCCAGGAGACCUUCAACAAGUGGCUCCUGACCGGGGCGACGGUGGCGGGAGUGCUCCUGCUGGGAUCCCUGCUGAGCCGCAAGUGACCCC